AGCGUUUUAGUAUCGUCGUAACAUCGCUAGAGUUAAGUCGGACUUUGUGCUGCGCGCUGCCGUACGGUCGGUUUGUUUUUCGACGGGUGGAACGAUUUUUUGCUUCCGAUUGUUAUUGUUUUUGUUGCUGCCCGCUGGAAGCGCUUCUUGUGAGAAGACGGGCGGGUGAAACAGCGAUUCUGUGUUCGAGAGAAAGAUUUCAUGUGGCGAAGCGAAGAUUGCUGCUUGAUGGUUGGAAACAAGCGAAAAAUGCGAGCGCGGCUUUGAGAGGCUAUCGCGUGUGAUUGGGAAGACGUGUUCGUGCAUGUAGGAGAUCGCCAAGGACGGAGGGAACUGGUAAAGUUUUGCGUUCCUGGGUUGUGCGCGGACGAGGAGGAAGAAAACGAAAUUGUAAUUGCGAAUCGUGGUAAUUCGGGUCGGGUUUAUGUGCAUAGAAGAACCGAAGGGCGGAAAGUGGUUAUGAUUGAUGAAUUCUACUGCGGUGUCCAGGUGUGAAAAAACCGAUUACGGAUUAGGACAGCGUCUACGUGCGACAGUCGAUAAGCGACAACAUGAUUUCGGGGUGGUGAUUGGAGUGCAGCAAAUUUGAAUCACUAGAAUGUGAUUAGUGAGUAAGCGAACGGCGGUGUUAUCAACAGUGAGGUAAUCGCAGUUGGAAAACGCACAAACGAAAGGAAGCGCGAAGUGAAACAAUUAUAUGAAUCGGAGGAAGUAAGAUUACAAAAAAGAAAACAGGAAAUUUACGAAUGUUCAUCAGCUAAGUGCAAAUAUUGGAUCAACAUCGCAGAGAACCGGAACCGGCAAGGGGAGAUAGUAAGCAGAGUCUAAAACGAAGUGCUUGUGUGUUGAAAUAGUUCUCGACGUUUCUUAUCAGCAAGCAGAUAACGAAAAAAGAAGAUCGUCGAAGAAUAGAAGUGAUCAAUAUGAGUGACGAACGGUGAUAAAAAAAUCCCUUUCUUUCAUCCGUGAUUUUUGUGUCAAAUAAAAAAAAGCCAAUCUCAGAUUUCCAAUCUGAUACAAAAGUGAGUGCUGUUCGCAAUCGCCGCGUUUUCAAAAGCACAGUGCAAUGUGUCUCCUACCCGCAAAUUCGGUGCUUCUGGCACUGGUCUUGGUCCUCGGACUAACCGGGGCCGCCCACUGGGACCACGCGGUCGAUCUGGACGAAAACUACCGGCUGCUGUGGAGCAUCAACAACCAGGACAUCACCUUCGAGGUGCAGGCGCGAACCCUCGGCUACGUCGGGCUCGGGUUCUCCACCGAUGGGUCCAUCUACGGGGCGGACAUCGUCAUCGGCUGGGUCGACAACGGGCAGGUCCACUUUCAGGACCGACACUUCAAAAUGAACAGCAACGGCGAACCGCACGUGGAUCCUUCGCAGGACUAUGUCCUACUGCUCGGGUACGAGAAUGCAACCCACACGGUGCUCCGGUUCCGCAGAAAGCUGGACACCUGCGACACCAACCAGGAUGUGCCCAUCACGAACGACACCAUCCGGAUCAUCUACAUGUACCACAACCGUGAUCCGAAGAACGGUGCCCAAGCCAUCGGAACGCUGCCGGAUCCGAACGAGGCCUUCAAGGACUCGGUGCCCAUCUUUCUGACCCAGCGGGUGAACCAGGUCCCAAUCGAGUUGGACUCGCGGACGCGAACGCUGGAGCUGCGCAACAAAGACGUCGAGAUACCGAUGGGGGACGACAACCUCCGAUGGUGCAAGAUGUUCAAGCUGGACCAGUUCGUGCGGAAGCACCACAUGAUACGGUACGAACCCGUGAUCGAGUCGCGCUCCAAUCUGCCGUUCAUGAAGCACAUCAUUCUGUACGAGUGCCAGGGCUCGACGCCGGAGCUGGAGAUCAUGUCCCGCGAAUUUGGCCGAUCGUGCAUGAAGGCCGAGAAGGAGCUACUGACCUGCAACUCGAUUGUGGCGGCCUGGUCCCGCGGCUCUGAGGGCUUUACAUUUCCCCUCGAGGCCGGAUACCCGCUCGAUUCAUACCAGGCCCGUUUCUACAUGAUGGAAACGCACUACAUGGGCUUCCAGAGCAACUCGAUCGACAUGCGCCCCCGGAUGGACAAUUCCGGUCUUCGUCUGUACUACUCGACCACUCUGCGAAAACAUGACGCCGGUGUCCUCUCGGUUGGCAUUCAACCCAACUGGCGGCACAUCAUCCCGCCCGGUCAGGAAAAAGUCGUUUCCGAAGGUCACUGCAUUGAGGAGUGCACCCAGCGAGCAUUUCCCCGACCAGGCAUCAACAUCUUUGCCGUCAUGAUGCAAACCAGUCACAUGGGCAAACAGGUCCGCUUGCGACAGAUCAGAUACCGCGAAGAACUGCCGCCAAUCGCCCACGACUUGAACGUGGAUGCCAACUACCAGGAGUUCCGACGGUUGCACAACCCAGUCAAGGCACUGCCAGGAGAUCGCCUCAUCGCUGAAUGUUCCUACGAUAGCACCGGCAGGAAAACCAUCGCCCUCGGUGGUUACACCUCGCGAGACGAAACCUGCCUCGUACUCAGUUUAUACUACCCUCGCCAGAAAGAGCUCACAUCCUGCCACUCGAUACCUAGUCUGCCGACGGUUCUGCACGCCGUCGGAAUCAACGAGUUAGCUCCCGGAGCGAAUCCCAUCCGGAUAGCAUCCCCUCCGGAAAUCGCCGGAAUGACUUUGGAGGAACGCCUACUCUCCUACGACUGGAGAGUGAACUUCAACGCGUUCCAAUAUGUGAUACGGAAAGGCGCCUUCAAACCCCUUUGUUGGAGCGCCCGGAAUACCCCCAUCCCGGGCACCGACAAUAUGGAUGCGUACGCGUCGAACCUGACCCGCAUUUGGCGGCCGACGCCCACGUGUGGUGUGGCGAGUUCCACCGGGGCCGCCAAUAGCGUCAACCGGUACGUCACCGAGCGGGAAUCGAACGCGCCCAGCUGGACGCUGCUCGACGAGGACGACAGCAACAACGUGAUCGAGGGUGCGGCGCGGAGCAAAUCGAUCCGCAGCUCGACGCAAGCGGGGAUGGCCCAGUCCGGCACGGCCACGCUCGUCUCCAAGGUGGCGCUGUUUGUGAUCUUCAUCAACACACUCAGGUUAGGGCAUGCGGUACUGUGAGCGUGAGGACGGUGAAGACGAAGAAGCGAGUGAUGGGUGCGCUGUGAUUGGUGAUAGAUUAGGGUAAGGAGAAAUCUGAGCAAAUAGUCCAGGAGGUGCGACGGUGGCGAAGGCACCCCCCAGGAGAGACCAUAGAAAUACAAGACUGUUGUGUAUAGAUAGCGUGAAUGAACGACAGGAGAAAAUAAGAAAGAAAGAACGAUUAAAAUAGAUACGAAUAUUUUUGUACACAGGUUUUCUCAUAAUUUUGUAUCAUAGCGGACAAAAGAGGUAGAUUUUGUUCGAUUUUCUCUAUCGAGAAAAUCGCUAGUCAUUUGAACAGAUUCUGUUGAAUAGUAUUUAACGCAAGCAAGAAGGCAGCCGAAAGAAAGGUCACUGCCGUUUCGAAUUAUUUAAACCAUAGCGAAAACAAAGUGAAAAGAUUUAGCAUUUAGCAGCGCUGUUGAAGCGCUUGAAAAAGCAAUUUGCUGCAAUAGUCGUGAGUCGAAUACACUAAAGCCAGUUGUUGCAUUGUAUAUUUUGUACAUAAAGAAAGACGGAGCCGAUCAAGUGUAUCAUUUUUGUACAUAAAUUAGGGCUAAUAAAAAAUUGAAGAUGAAUUGAAAUUUAA
This is a messenger RNA of Armigeres subalbatus, 3704 nucleotides long. Its product is annotated as MOXD1 homolog 2-like. Gene Ontology annotation, molecular function: copper ion binding; dopamine beta-monooxygenase activity. The record is from RefSeq and is a predicted model, not a curated record. The coding region runs from base 1067 to 3094 and encodes 675 amino acids. The transcript has 7 exons. Gene Ontology annotation, cellular component: secretory granule membrane. Lineage: Eukaryota; Metazoa; Arthropoda; Insecta; Diptera; Culicidae. Gene Ontology annotation, biological process: octopamine biosynthetic process; dopamine catabolic process; norepinephrine biosynthetic process.